Dicentrarchus labrax (European seabass) is the source of this 1744-nucleotide messenger RNA. RefSeq names its product proteasome inhibitor subunit 1 (gene psmf1). Gene Ontology annotation, molecular function: endopeptidase inhibitor activity; proteasome binding. Lineage: Eukaryota; Metazoa; Chordata; Actinopteri; Moronidae. The record is from RefSeq and is a predicted model, not a curated record. Gene Ontology annotation, biological process: proteasome-mediated ubiquitin-dependent protein catabolic process. The transcript has 7 exons. The coding region runs from base 100 to 930 and encodes 276 amino acids.
CUGGGAUCCCCUCCGGACGCCGCGUCCACACUUUCGUUUUCCUUUCGUAGCGACGGGAAACGGACUCGAUGUCGUUGUAGUCGCCACAUAGAAGACAACAUGGCGGGCUUAGAGGUGUUGUAUACCUGUGUCUCCGGCGGGAUCAGCUGCCCACAGGACGCCGUUGUGUGCUUCGUCCACUGGGAGAUGAUAAAGAGCGGGUACCGCUGCAUCGGCUCCGGGGACGAGCCCCGCAGCAGUGAUAAGAAGUCGGAGCUGCUGCCUGCUGACUGGAGCAGCAGCAAGGAGCUGUACAGUCUGCGAUACAAAGCCAGAGACAGUGACGUCCCGCUGCUGCUGAAAGCCAUCGCUGUCGACUCCACCUUGAUCUUCAACCUGAUGAACUCCAGCACGCAGCAGGUGUCAGACCUGACGGUGAACAUCAGCGAUCACGUGGAUGCCGACCAUUUGCCCACAUUUGACAGUGUGUUCAAGGAUACAGAGAGUUUGUCAGAGAAGGUGAGGACUCAGCUGCUGCCCUCCCAGGACAGACCGACGGGACAGAGGCCAGGGCAGAGUCGGCGGGAGGGGCAGGAGGAGCAGCAGAGGCAACGAGGAGAAGACAGCGACCCCCUCCGCAUCCCCACCAGACAUCCUCGCCAGGGAACGCAGCCAAACUGGCCCGACCCGAUGCUUCCUCCGUUCGCAGCUGGAGGAGCAGAUCUGGAUCCCUUUGGGUCUCGCGGCGGCGGUGGGAUGAUCGUCGACCCGUUGAGGUCGGGGUAUCCUCGCUCUGGUUUUGACCCGUCUAGCGGCAUACCAGACAUUCUGCCUCCCGGAGCCGUUCCCCCGGGGGCUCGCUUCGACCCGUUUGGACCGGUCGGACGACGCAGACCGGGGCCGGAUCCAGACCACAUGCCUCCACCUGGCUAUGAUGACAUGUUCAUGUAGUACCCAACAGUCCUUCCUGCUUUUCUACUUCCUGUUUGCUAGCCAAUGGGAGCCAGGGGGGGAAAGUUCUCAUCUUCACCUCCGUAAACGGGGGCCGUCGGGGUUUCAUCUGGUUUAGCGGCCCCCCCUGAAAAAUAAAGUGUUUGCCUUUUUUUAUUUCCUCCAGUUUUUUGAGAAAGAGGGGUUUGUUUUUCUAAUUGUUCAUUUCAUAUAACGACAUAUAACUUUAACGUAGAAGUGCCCGACUCUCGGUGUUAGAUUACACGUCAGCAGAAUCAUGUGAGCUGUGACGCUGAAGUCGGUCUUUCAGUUCUGAAGUAAAAAGAUGGCUUUCGAUGUCAAACCAACGUUAAAGGAGAAGCUUGUUUAUUUUGGACUGCAAGUUAAACAAACUGUCAGACAGAUGGAGACACACUCUGGAAUAUACUGACUGGUGUUCAUCAUAAACGCGUGUGUCGACUCAUUUACCAGCAUCGGAAAACCUGUUCAUACAUUUGUAAGCUUUUAUUGUUUUGACACAAACAUAUUGUGUAACAUCUGGACAGCCUGGAAGGGAGCGUUAACACUUCCUCCGCUUCCUGUACGAUAGAAGGAAGAGCAGUCAGUCGAGGUUCUUAUCGUCGCAUUAAACUGCAUCUUGUAGUUAUAAUUUAUUUAGAAAAACAAAAAAAAAAGAAAUCUUGUGGAAACAUAAAUAAUAAAAGCCUGAAAUGUUGUUCUUUACAGUUGUUUUUGUUUGGAUUGUUGUUAAAUAAACAACUCGGUUGAUGAAAUAUUUCAUGCCAAAAAUCUCUAAUAAAAAUCUCAGACUUUG